Molecule: messenger RNA, 2582 nt
Organism: Toxotes jaculatrix (banded archerfish)
Lineage: Eukaryota; Metazoa; Chordata; Actinopteri; Toxotidae
Product: B-cell receptor CD22-like
Exons: 10
Coding region: 95-1747 (550 amino acids)
Source: RefSeq, a predicted model, not a curated record
CCCCUGACACUUUUUUUUUUUUUUAAAUUUUACUCUUCACAGAUUGUGUAAUAAUGAACUGUGUCUUAAAUCUUCAUGUUCCAGGUUGAUUUUAAUGAUGGAAAGUUGGAUUCUGAUGAUCCUGGUUAUUGUGUCGGGUGUCCAGAGCGGAGACUGGGGGGUGACCUUUGAAAACCAAUGUGCUUUGAAAGGGGCAUCAGUAGUUAUAAAGUGCAGCUAUAGUUACCCUUUUGCUCAUAUUGUCACUUCAGUGAGCUGGGGUAGAAUCCUGUAUGUAUCUGGCCAGCGGAAGUUGUUUCUCCUCUCUAGUCUCUCUUCACCCCAAAACCACUAUAAAUAUGUUGGCAACUACUAUGGUAACUGUGAUCUGCAGAUCAACAAUGUACAAAACAAUGACGAAGGAGAAUACUAUUUUCGGUUCGUGACAACGUUCAACAAAUGGACAAGUAAAACCUUUGUUCAUUUGUCUGUAAAAGAGUUGACCGCUGUUGUAGAGCCGAGCACUGUGACAGAGGGAAAUUAUGUCAAUUUGACCUGUCUGUCAGCUUGUCCCACACCUACAACCAUUGUCUGGUUUAGAGAUGGACAACUUGUACAGAAACCAGUCUUCCAGGCCAUGAGAGAGGAUGCUGGGCGGUACUACUGUGCUGUCCCGGGACAACAGACAGUCAGAUCUGCCCCUGUGGCUCUCAAUGUUCUAUACGCUCCUAAGAAAGUAACACUGUCGGUGAACCAAUCAGGAGGCGUCGUGAGAGGAAGUUCAGUGACUUUCACCUGCAGCAGUGAAGCAAACCCACCUGUGAGACAAAGUGGGUACAGCCUGUACAAGGAUGGACAGUUUAUCAGCUCGGGACAGAGACACAUCAUCUCUGACAUCCAGUCCAGCCACAGUGGACAAUACCACUGUCAGGCCUGGAAUAGCAUCAGCUGGAGGGACGUUCACUUGAUUAACUCUACUGAGAUUCACCUUGAUGUGUGGUACCCUCCAAUGGACAUUUCAGUCUCAGUGGAUCCAGCACAAGUUGCUGAAGGCAGCAGUGUGAAUCUGACCUGCAGCAGUGUGGCCAACCCUGCGGCCGACAGCUACACCUGGUACAAGAGGACAACAGGCUCUCCCAGCUCCAGCUCCUUGCUCCAGGUGGGAACAGGACAGGUGCUGUCUCUUUCCUCUGUGGAGGCGUCCCACGCUGGACUCUACCUCUGCCGGGCCAGGAACAGACUCGGGGAAGACAACUCAACAGAGGUGCCGCUGACCAUCGAGGGAAAGGGGGAUGGCAGGCACACCCUCCCAGUGUUAGCCGGAGUUGGUGUCGUUCUUUUUGUGACACUUAUAACAGCUCUUCUUUUGUUCUGGAGGAAACAGAGAAUCCUGAGAGAGAAAAAACAACAGCAGCAGCAGACUGAGUUUGAUUCCAGGUUCAGUGGAAGAGGCUCGAGCGCCUCAGCCAAUCAGGUCCAGUUAGACCCUCUUUAUGCCAACAUCCAUACAUCUCAGUCCUCAUCUCCGCUGGACAUCGCUCCUCAGUCACAGAGGAACUGGCAGAAUGAACAUGAUGUAAAUAUGGCUUCCACUUCCUUUGAGGAUGAAGUUACCUACUCAGUCGUGACCAUCAAACCCAGAAACCACACUCUUCCACAUCACAUAAACAACAGCAAAGCUCCACGAGACUCCUGGUCCAGAGCAGGAGAGAGUGACAGCUCUGUGAUCUACGCCACUGUGGCCAGUUCAUCCAAACAACUACCCUAAAAUAACACAGCUUUCACAAGUGUUAAAAGGUUGAAAAUGUCCUUUUGUCAUUCUUUGUAUUCUUUGUAUGAUGUAUUUAUUAUAUUUCUGAUUUUGUAAGGAUUUAUGUCUCUUUAUAGUUUGUACAGUAAAGCUUACUGUAGGCCAACGUAGGUAUUUCAUUUUACCGGGAAUAUGAGACUGUUGGGGAAAAAGAAAUCCUGACAUACCAAAUAUCUGGCUUUAUAGUUUUGUAUUGUGUGUAGGAUACUGUAUACUACAGUGUAUUUAUUCUGUGUAACAGUGUACAGAAAUAUUACAAAGAAUAAAUGUGACAUAAUCACAAAAUGACUGUGGACAGGUAGUUUUUAAUUAAGGCUUUACUUUAAUACAAUAUUCAAUGCAGCAAUUUACAUUUUACAAUACUUAUUUCUCUUGUACACAUCAUGGCUGCUAUAAAUGUACACACUGUACAUUUAUUUUAUUUCAAAUGGGGGUGUGUAGUAUGGGCCUUUACGAUGCACUUGUAUAAAUCAUACAUCUUUUGAGCAGUUUCUAUGUCGGACUUGUUCAAAUUACAUUUCAUUUUGUUUAGUCAAAAGCUAAAGAUCAGUGCAGAGCGUUACAAUUUCUUUAGAAAAAAGUUGAAAAAAUAGUGCUCACAUCCAGGCCAGGCGCAGGACAAAGGUUCAGUGAUAGCUACAGGUACUCACAGGUACAGUAAAGUCUUCUGUAGUGUAUAAUAUGUAGUGAAAGAUAUAUUUUAUGAGAACACGAUUUAUGUUGUUAUUGCACUCUUGGCUCUAAGAUCUGUGGCCCAUUUAGACAUUUCUAACAUCUCUGAUAUAAACAUCUA